AAAAACAACCAUGAAUGUCUCAAAAACGGACGAAAUCAAAAUGGACAAUGCCACCUUGGCCCUGUUUGACAACAAAUUGGCCAGUGAUAUUGUGUCAGCCAUCUAUGUCAUCGUGACCCUUGCCAACCUGAGCGGUAACGGCAUCUCUCUGUUUCUGUUACUGAUGCGCACCUCUCCGAAAACCCCCUCCAUCAUCUUCAUGAUCAACCUCACCCUGACUGACUUGAUACUGGGCACUGUGCUCCCCUUUCAGAUUGCCUACCAAAUGCAGGGUUACAACUGGACUUUGGGUACGGGCACGUGCAAUGUACUGACGGUGGUUUUCUACAGCAACAUGUACUGCUCCAUUUUAUCCAUGACUGCCAUCAGCGCCGACCGCUACGUGGGGAUUGUGAAACCGAUGCGCUUCAGAGAGAUGAGGAAGAGGAAAACAUAUGCAAUUGUUGCCUGUAUAUUCAUAUGGCUGCUAGUCCUUGUGAUUCUGAGCCCGCUGCAAAAAACAGACUUGACAUAUUUUGUAAAGGAGCGCAAUAUCACCACGUGUUUUGACGUGUUGAGGAAGGACAUACUCCCGAGCACUGCUCACUGGGCGGGCUUCAUUUUUGGCAUGUUCAUCAUCCUCUUCCUCUGUCCGUUCAUCAUAACAGUGUUUUGCUACAUUAACAUCAUCUGCGUCCUGGUCAGAAAGACCAAUAGUCAACAGAAAGGCCGUGCUGUGCGGUUGGCGUGCAUCGUUCUGUUUGUGUACAUUUUUUGUUUCGCUCCCAAUAAUAUAUUACUAUUGGCCCACGCAAUCAUAAGGCUGUACUAUGACCAAUCUCUCUAUAUCUACUAUAAACUCUCCCUGUCUCUUAGCUGCAUUAAUAGUUGCAUAGAUCCAUUUAUUUAUUAUUUUGCAUCGAAAGAGUUUCGUCGGAAGCUAAGGCAAAUGCUGAGGUGGCAUACUCUCAGCACGGGAGAGAUGCAAAUGAUUGAGGGUCGUAGAGAAAGCUUUUUCUCUGGACGUACAACGUGCAAUGCAAAUGAGGACUGUGACAAUUUUUAACAUUUCUUUUUAUUUUGAGAAGAUAUUAGGGGAAUUGUCAGAAUCAGCGGCCAUAUGAGCACUGUUAAAUGAGUCAGAGCACAAGUGCUAACAACCACGGCUCUGACACAAUUCAUAUUGCUUAUAAUAAUAUAAUGCAAACUCAUAGGAAGGACCACUUCCCAUAGAUAGUUUUCUUGUUAUCGUUUUGUAGCGUUUAGCUUUUGUUCCGUUUUGAUUUCCUGGCUGAGCAACUGAGUACAAGCAUGCUGCUCACAUGCAUUCAGAGCGCGUGAUGUUGUGUAUCUUGUUUUUUUUUUUUUUGGUAUCAUACACCCAAGUUCCUUCUCACCGAAACGUUGACAUAUUUUUUGUACAUUGAUGUGUGGUUAGCAGCAACUUCAGUAAUUUCUGAUCUGACUGAAAAACUACAAAGACUUAUUGUGGCAGCUAUUUUAGAUGUAUUGCUAAUC
This is a messenger RNA of Sinocyclocheilus rhinocerous, 1497 nucleotides long. RefSeq names its product P2Y purinoceptor 8-like. Gene Ontology annotation, cellular component: plasma membrane. The transcript has a single exon. The coding region runs from base 11 to 1045 and encodes 344 amino acids. Gene Ontology annotation, biological process: phospholipase C-activating G protein-coupled receptor signaling pathway; positive regulation of Rho protein signal transduction. The record is from RefSeq and is a predicted model, not a curated record. Gene Ontology annotation, molecular function: G protein-coupled receptor activity. NCBI's taxonomy places the organism in Eukaryota, Metazoa, Chordata, Actinopteri, Cypriniformes, Cyprinidae.